Cinara cedri is the source of this 333-nucleotide messenger RNA. The record is from the annotation of a GenBank genome assembly. Lineage: Eukaryota; Metazoa; Arthropoda; Insecta; Hemiptera; Aphididae.
AUGGCUUUGCCACACAAUCGUAUAUCUCGAAAACGUGAACACAAAUACAUUAGCAAGGACGAUUCGGAAAAUCAGUCGAAUAACGAAAUAAAGCAAUCUCAAUAUUUAGCUGCUGCCGCGUUAAGACAAUUUAAGAUUCUGAGGAAAAAUAAUGAGAAAUUGAAUGAUUGUAAUAAAUCUAAUCGCUUCAAUCCUCAUUCAAGUUCUGCGGUUGAAACCGAGGUUCCAAAAAAUUCGAUGAAGAAUUUAGUCAAACAUCGUAAGAAUGAAAUGCCUAUUAGCUAUAACGAAUUAUUGUCUAUGGCACAAUUAAAUGUCGAAAAAUUAAAUGAU